Molecule: messenger RNA, 4339 nt
Organism: Hermetia illucens (black soldier fly)
Lineage: Eukaryota; Metazoa; Arthropoda; Insecta; Diptera; Stratiomyidae
Product: probable multidrug resistance-associated protein lethal(2)03659
Exons: 11
Coding region: 292-4248 (1318 amino acids)
Biological process (GO): transmembrane transport
Cellular component (GO): membrane
Molecular function (GO): ATP hydrolysis activity; ABC-type transporter activity; ATP binding
Source: RefSeq, a predicted model, not a curated record
GUAAGCACACGGAACAAAUAAAAGAUCUUGAAAGUAGCAUCUCUGAUAAGCCCAGAAUUGGUUGCCAUUUUGCUGAGAAAAGUCGUGGAGUUAAAAAACGCCAUUGUUUCUCGACAGUUAAUCUAUUAAUGGAGUUCGGUUAAAUGGUGUCUAUUAUAAAUUAAAAAUCCGGUAGACCGUGUGCAAUAGUGAUUUAAGUGAAGAUUGUGCAUUGUACCGAAAGCUGGGAAGGAAUUAGCGUCCGAACUUGGCAGACUGCUGGUUCCCUUGAUGUGUGGAUAAACUUCAACAAUGGAUUCACACCAGCCAGAAGAACUUCCUGUAAAUCCGCGUGAAAAAGCGAACCUUUUAUCUAAUAUAUUUUUCUGUUUCACUAUACCUAUAUUCUCCAAAGGGCGAAAGAAAGAUUUUGGAACAAAAGAUCUCUAUCAACCCCUAAAGGAGCAUCGGUCUGGUCACUUAGGAGAUGCACUUUCUGCAGCUUGGGAACAAGAAGUUGGUAAGGAUCGAAAAGACGAUGAGAAUGGGAUGAUGAUUCUUAGAGCUAUACUGAAGGUGUUCGGUGGUGAAAUUACUAUGUUAGGAGUAACAAUAUUUUGCCUGGAAUUCUGUGUGAAAGUCACUCAGCCCCUGUUUUUGGGAAGCCUCGUUGCGUUUUAUUCGAGAAAAUCUGGUAGCAUUUCGGACGCAUACUUAUAUGCUGGAGCAGUUGUCAUGUGCAGCGCAAUUAACGUUUUGGUAUAUCAUUCAUACAUGCUGAACCAAAGGCAUUGUGGGAUGAAGCUACGGAUUGCAUUGAUAAGUAUGAUCUACAGGAAAGCUCUACGUUUGACCACAACUGCAUUGGGAAAUUCAACGACAGGCCAAAUCGUGAACCUCCUCUCAAACGAUGUUGGCAAAAUGGAUUUAUCUACGAUAUUUCUCCAUUACUUAUGGCUCGGACCACUGGAAACAAUUGUGAUUACAUACUUCAUGUAUCAGCAGAUUGGAAGCUCGGCUUUUGUUGGCGUUGCUUUUCUCGUACUAUUCAUCCCGCUGCAAGGUUAUCUGGGAAAAAAAACUUCGAUAUUACGAGAAAAGACUGCAGUCAGGACGGAUGAGAGAAUUCGAUUUAUGAAUGAGAUUAUCAAAGGAAUACAAGUUAUUAAAAUGUACACUUGGGAGAAACCGUUUGGUCUGCUGGUGGCGAAGGCUCGAAAACGAGAGAUAAAGAUGGUUCGCUACGGCACUUACAUUAUUGGAAUAAUAAUCUCAUUUAUGAUGUUCGUAACAAGGUUCUCGAUUUUCUCGAGUCUUGUGGCGUAUGCUCUUCUAGGACAAGUUCUAACAGCUGAGAAGGCAUUCGUUAUAACAGCUUACUGCAAUGUUCUGCGAAAUGCUAUGACAGAUUUUUUCCCAAAAGGAAUCUCGACUCUUGCCGAAACACUUAUUUCCUUUAAAAGGAUUCAGAAGUACAUGCUGUAUUCCGAAACCGAACUCGAAGCUGAUGAGAAACAAGCGAAAUACAAAGCAAAAGUGGUAGAACUUAAAGAGAUAAAAUCUAAAAAACAACCUGAGGAAAAUCAAAUAUCUUUGGAGUUAGCGAAUGUAAAAGCUAAAUGGGAUCCUAAACAUUCUGACUACACUCUCAGUGAAAUCUCCUUCCAAGUGAAAUCUGGAGAGUUGGUUGCUAUCAUUGGACCAGUUGGUGCCGGGAAAUCUAGUAUUUUUCAGGCAAUUUUAGGAGAGCUUCCUAUUGAAUCAGGUAGUAUUCACACAUAUGAUUCGAUAUCAUACGCAUCUCAGGAGCCAUGGCUUUUUGGCAGUACCAUUCAACAGAACAUACUUUUCGGUGAAGCCAUGGACCGGAAUCGAUAUGAAGCUGUUAUCGAGAAAUGUGCUUUAGACCGAGACCUCAUAUUACUACCAGCAGGGGACCAAACAAUCGUUGGUGACAGAGGAGCAUCCCUUUCAGGAGGACAGAAAGCCCGAAUUAGUUUAGCUCGCGCAGUUUAUCGUCAGAGCGGAAUUUAUCUUCUUGAUGAUCCUCUGAGUGCUGUAGAUACUAAUGUCGGAAAGCAUCUUUUCAAUCAGUGCAUCCGAGGUUUGUUAAAGGAAAAAGCAGUCAUCUUGAUUACGCAUCAACUUCAAUAUCUGCAACAAGCUGAUAGGAUCAUUAUAAUAGACCAUGGUAAAAUAAGUGCUACCGGAACCUAUGAAGAAUUGCAACUAUCUAAAGUGAACUUUGCGCAAUUGCUAUGUAGUCCUGAAGAAGAUGCUAUGGAAGAAGUCAACAAUCCUGCGAAGGAAAUGACUGUUGUUCGGAAGGAAGCCCAUAUUGGGACCAAAAAAGCUAAUGGAGCGGAAACUGGACCAGACACACGAAUGUUGGUUAAGGAGACACAGAAGACUGGAUCGAUAGGGUUUCAAUUGUACAUUAAAUAUUUCAAAUCUGGAGGUGGAGUUGCUGUUUUUUGCACAGUUAUGUUUUUCUGCAUUGCAGCUCAAGUACUGGCUUCAGGAAGUGAUUAUUUCCUCGCAUAUUGGGUCAACAAGGAAAAACAAGUCAGCGUGAAUACCAGCGUAACUAACAACACAACGCACCAGCCUGAUCCAAUGACUGCACCUACUGAAAGAAGCACAUGGGAUAUCUGGGUCUUCACCGGCUUAAUUCUCGGCACCAUAGUAGUAACGUUGAGCAGAAGUUUCCUGUUUUUCCACAUUGCAAUGAAAGCCUCAAGGAACCUUCAUAAUGCAAUGUACAGCGGGGUCGUGCAUGCGACCAUGCUAUUCUUUCACACAAAUCCGGUAGGCCGAAUACUAAACCGAUUUUCCAAAGAUAUGGGACAAGUUGAUGAACAACUGCCAGCUGUUAUGAUUGAUGUGAUACAGGUUUUCCUUUCGCUGGUAGGAGUUGUGAUUGUCAUUUCCAUAGUCAACCCUUGGUUUUUAAUACCCACUAAAAUGAUGAUUUUCUUUUUCUACAAACUACGGAACUUCUACUUGCAAACAGCAAGAAAUGUUAAACGAAUGGAAGCUGUAACCCGGUCACCAAUUUUCUCUCAUCUUUCCGCUUCCCUGAGUGGUCUGCCAACUAUUCGUGCUUUCCAAGCGCAGAAAGCCCUCAUUAGAGAGUUUGACAUACAUCAAGAUUCUCAUAGCUCCGUAUUCUUCGCUUUCCUUGCUACAACACGUGCCUUUGGGUUUUGGCUAGACUGCAUUUGCGUUGCCUACAUUGGGAUAGUUACCCUCAGCUUCUUUACAAUGGACAAAGAAACCGGAGGAAACGUGGGACUGGCCAUCACCCAAGCUCUGAGUAUGACGGGCAUUGUCCAAUGGGGAAUGCGACAAUCUGCAGAGCUUGAGAAUUUAAUGACUGCAGUGGAAAGAGUCAUUGAAUACGAGUCAAUUGAAGGUGAAGAAGAUGAAAGCCUGUCCCAAAAACAGAUACCACCAAAAGAUUGGCCCCAAAAUGGUCACGUUCAAUUCAAAAAUUUAUCACUGCGAUACUUUGCUGAUCCCGAUUCUGACCUCACCCUCAAGGAACUUAAUUUUGAGAUUAUGCCUAGUGAGAAAGUUGGAAUCGUAGGACGUACAGGUGCUGGGAAAACCUCCUUGAUCAAUGCUUUGUUCCGUUUAGCGUAUAACGAAGGAGCGAUUAUCAUUGACGGAGUCGACACAACAUAUCUGCGACUAAAUUCAUUACGUGCCAAAAUUUCAAUCAUACCCCAAGAGCCUGUGCUAUUUUCGGGCUCUAUCCGCUAUAACCUUGAUCCCUUCGCAGAGUAUUCGGAUUCAAGAAUUUGGGAAGCAUUGGAUGAAGUUGAGUUAAAAAAAGUCGUUACAGAUUUACCUCAUGGAUUACAAAGCAAAGUGACUGAGGGAGGAAGUAAUUUUAGCGUUGGACAAAGGCAACUAUUUUGUUUGGCACGUGCAAUAUUAAGAGAGAACAAGAUCCUUGUUAUGGAUGAAGCCACGGCUAACGUAGACCCGAAAACUGAUUCCUUAAUCCAAUCUACAAUAAGGCAAAAGUUUAAUCUUUGCACAGUAAUAACAAUUGCUCAUCGUUUACAUACGGUUAUGGAUUCUGACAAAAUUUUGGUAAUGGAUGCAGGUCGAGUUGUAGAAUAUAACGAGCCUUAUGUUCUUCUGACGGGAACUGAGUCGAACAUAUUUCUACAAAUGGCCAAGGAAACUGGAAAAUCAACUUUUAAUAAUUUACUAAACGUAGCCAAGAAGGCUUAUGACGCGAAAAAGAAGAAUAAAUAAAAAGAGAUUCCGCCUCGCGUCUAUAAUAAUUUACAAAUUUACAAAAAAUGUGAUAUUUUUACUUAAAUAAAUAUUUUCUGUUGUACAUUUC